AUGGAGUCUAUUGCUGAGAUUGUUGGCAAAGCCCUUGAACAUGCUUUGCGUCCCAUUCAGGAGCGCUUGGACGCGAUCGAACGCCGUCCUGGUCCUCCACAGCUCCGCAGGCUAUCGCCCAGGCAGAGUGCUCUUGGCCCGCGGAGUGUGGGGGAUGCAGACGGUGCGAUGCCAGGCUCAGCUUUGGCUGCUGGUAGUUCUACGCCCUCUUUGGGGCCGUUUGCUUUACCUGGCUCAGCUUUGGCUGCAGGUUUGUCGGACUCCCAGCGUUUAUCGCUAUCUGCGGGAGGUCCCGUGUCAAGCGCUUCACGCAUAGUCAUUCGGCCUGGCUCAGCUUUCGCUGCAGGCUCGACGGAGCACACACGCUUGUCACUCUCAGCGGAAGAUCCUCUGUCAAGUGCUUCGCGCACAGUCGUUCAGUCUGGUUCAGCUUUGGCUGCCAGCUCGACGGAUCUCGUGUCCAGGUCCAGUGCUUCGCGCACGGUCAUUCUGCUGGCUCAGCUUUCACUGCAGGCUAUGCCGACUUUCCGGGCUCAGUAUCAAAAUGAAUGCCUAGAUGGUACACACACUUGCAGUUCUGAUGCCACAUGCAUUAACUCAAUUGGAUCAUAUCAUUGCACGUGUAAAUCUGGGUACACAGGUGAUGGUAUAUCUUGCACAGACCAAAAUGAAUGCCUAGAUGACAAACACAAUUGCAGUUCUAAUGCCACAUGCAACAACUCAAUUGGAUCACAUCAAUGCACAUGUAUAUCUGGGUACACAGGUGAUGGUGUAUCUUGCACAGACCAAAAUGAAUGCCAAGAUGGUACACACGCCUGCAGUUCUGGUGCCACAUGCAACAACUCAAUUGGAUCAUAUCAUUGCACGUGUAAAUCUGGGUACACAGGUGAUGGUAUGUCUUGCACAGAUCAAGAUGAGUGUCUAUAUCAGACUCACAAUUGCGGCUCCAAUGCUACUUGUACCAACACGAUUGGUUCCUACAACUGCACAUGUAACGCUGGGUUUGCAGGUGACGGCACAUCCUGCAAAGACCAAAAUGAAUGCCAAGAUGGUACACACGUCUGCAGUACUGGUGCCACAUGCAACAACUCAAUUGGAUCAUAUCAUUGCACGUGUAAAUCUGGGUACACAGGUGAUGGUAUAUCUUGCACAGAUCAAGAUGAGUGUCUAUAUCAGACUCACAAUUGCGGCUCCAAUGCUACUUGUACCAACACGAUUGGUUCCUACAACUGCACAUGUAACGCUGGGUUUGCAGGUGACGGCACAUCCUGCAAAGAUUCCUAG
Messenger RNA from Sycon ciliatum, 1284 nucleotides. RefSeq names its product adhesion G protein-coupled receptor E2-like. Gene Ontology annotation, molecular function: calcium ion binding. The coding region runs from base 1 to 1284 and encodes 427 amino acids. The record is from RefSeq and is a predicted model, not a curated record. Lineage: Eukaryota; Metazoa; Porifera; Calcarea; Leucosolenida; Sycettidae. The transcript is spliced from 8 exons.